Molecule: messenger RNA, 1192 nt
Organism: Amphibalanus amphitrite
Lineage: Eukaryota; Metazoa; Arthropoda; Thecostraca; Balanomorpha; Balanidae
Exons: 2
Coding region: 64-783 (239 amino acids)
Source: RefSeq, a predicted model, not a curated record
CUGAGCGAGCCCCGCUCCGCACACACCCGUCCACAGACCCGAGUCACGGCACCUCUCAGCACCAUGAGAGGCGCCCCGCUGCUGCUGCUCGGCCUGGCCGCCCUGCUGGCCGCCAGUGACGCCCAGGGCACGGCCAACUGUGACCUCGGUGACCCAGCCGGCCUGAGCGACUGCAUCAAACAGCUGCUGGUCGAGGCGCGGCCCAAAGUGGCCCAGGAGGCCGACCCUCUCCGUCUGCCCAACAACCGGGACGGCGACGUCGAGCUGUCCAACAUCCGAGUCCACGGCAUCUCCGGCUACAGCGUCGACGGCCUGUCGGUGUCGUUCCCCUCUGAUCAGCAGAUCGCCGUCAGGGCCACCAUCAGCUGGCCGCACAUCAACGGCAAGCUCGACGCCAAGAUCCGCAAGUGCAAGAAGGUCAUCUUCAAGAAGGUGUGCGUCUCCGUGCGCGGCCGACCCGAGGUGCGCGUCGGCCGCACGGUCGGCUCUCUCACCACCACCCUCAACGUGCACGUGGGCGGUGACGGCCGGAUCACGGUCACCGCCAGCGGCACCAGGGUCUCCCUCAACCUGGCCAGCAUCCGCGUCAAGGCCAACCUGCGCGGCGCCAUCGGCUUCUUCAACCGGCUCUUCGGAGAUCCGGCCAGCAAGAUCACCACCAAGCUGGCCAACAAGUGGUGGGGCAAGAACAAGGGCAAGAUCGAGGGCAAGGCGCGGGACGCGCUGGACAAGGCGGUCCGAGAGAAGGUGGCCGUUCACCUGGCGCAGCUGCUGAAAAUCUGAGCGGACAGCGGCGGUUAGCAACGGUAUGGCACGUGCUGCUGAAAAUCUGAGCGGACAGCGGCGGUCAGCCAUGGCAUGGCACGUGCUGCUGAAAAUCUGAGCGGACAGCGGCGAUCGGUCGGUUGGGGUGGGACGUCCCUCCUUCAUCAGAGAUGGAACGCUCUCCUCGUGGUAGGGUUGGAGUCCCGGGCCCGGUCCUGUAUUACCAGGGCCGUGGUACCGUUUCAGGGAGCUGCGGCCAUGCAGCUGUUUGCAGUUUGAGCUUUAAAUGGUGAUGUUAUUGAGUGUGUUGGCGUUUUUGCUACUUGCAUUGGCAUAUUUCACCAUAUUUUGUAUAAGUAAUGUGCAUUGUUGUGCUUUCAUGAAGCAUCGAGACAAUAAACUGCUGAAAUAAAUGAAUGAAUCUGAG